AGAUAGGCAUGAGAUCCUCAUGAGCCUUCAUGCUCAUAUUUGGUGUCCUGCAACAUAUUGAGGAUCGUUUCGGGGACGCGCCGCCUGGUCCUCGACAAUUCCAGAUGUGUUUAUCCAGGCGGUGCUUAUAUCAACACAGACAAUGCAAUGCGGAUAUCAACAAGUAGUGUCUGUAUUCAAUAUUUAAUGGGAAGCUGCUGGUCAUGCUAAUGUUAUAGUUUACAAGCUUGCGCACGCCGCUGGAGAUUCCAUUUCCAACUGUUUGCGCGGAUAACAAUAAGAGCGAAAACUUGACGGGAUAAGAAAAACGUGCACUAAGUUAGUGGAUUUGUGGUCCUAUAAGAACAAUGAGUUUAUUUUGGUGAUAAAAGACUAGAAAAUCCCGGGCUGCGAUCUAAUCUAAGCGAUUCCAGGCUGUGUGUUCGUUGUCAUUGCUGACCCGGGAGUGGAGAGAUGUCAGCCCGCAGGAGUAGAUCGCAUCGGUCGCUGAGACCUGUGACUAUGUUUUUCAUCCUGCUGUUUGUCAACAUUGCUGAAACGACUGCAGAAGAAGACGCUUUUAACGCAGAGUCAUGGCUGAGGAUGUAUGGCUACCUGUCCCAGGCUAGCAGACAAAUGUCCACCAUGCAUUCAGCCCAGAUCCUUUCUAGUGCCAUUAAGGACAUGCAGCGAUUCUAUGGCCUGGAGGUGACCGGACACAUGGACUUGGCCACGCUUAAUGCCAUGAAAAGACCUCGCUGUGGAGUUCCUGACCGUUUUGAGGAGUCAACAGAGGGAGGUACUCGCCGUAAGCGGUACGCACUUACCGGCCACAAGUGGGAUCAGGACAAGCUGACUUACAGCAUUCAGAACCACUCACCCAAAGUGGGCCAGGAGCAGACCUACGAGGCUAUUCGCAAAGCCUUCCAGGUUUGGGAGAAAGUAACACCUCUGAGGUUCGAGGAGGUCCCAUAUCAUGAGAUAAAGAAUGGCAGUGAGGGGCCUGACAUAAUACUACUGUUUGCCUCCGGAUAUCAUGGUGAUAUGUCUCUCUUUGAUGGGGAAGGAGGCUCUCUGGCACAUGCCUUUUUCCCUGGUCCUGGAAUGGGAGGAGACACACAUUUUGAUAUAGACGAGCCAUGGACCUUGAACCAACGGGAGAGCUCAGGCGUCGACUUGUUUCUGGUUGCAGUUCAUGAGUUGGGUCAUGCGCUGGGGUUGGAGCACUCCAACAACCCUUCUGCCAUCAUGGCGCCUUUCUACCAGUGGAUGGACACAGAUAGCUUCACAUUGACUGAAGAUGAUAUAAAUGGCAUUCAUCAGAUCUAUGGACCUCCAGAGACUGUCACCACUCAAGCACCUUCCACCACAACCCGGUUUACAACCACUGCCAAGCCGAAGCCCACCACUACAGUGGCCCAACCGAAAACAACCAGAGCCUCACUGUGGCCCACCAAACCCUGGGUGCCUCCGGUCCACCCCACCAGGAGGUCCCAUAGACCCCAGCCCACAGCUCGCUCAGAUCAGGAUGCACCUGACAUCUGCGAGGGGAACUUUGACACAGUGACCAUGCUAAGAGGGGAGAUGUUUGUGUUCAAGGGUCGUUGGUUCUGGAGGGUUAGGAGGAACCGGGUUCUGGAUAAUUACCCAAUGCCAAUCUCCUUCUUCUGGAUGGGGCUUCCAGAGGACAUAGAUGCUGCCUAUGAACGGCAUGAUGGGAAAUUUGUAUUCUUUAAAGGAAGUAAAUACUGGCUUUUCAGAGAAGCAGACGUAGAGCCCGGAUACCCUCAGGACUUGUUUCGUUAUGGUCAAGGCAUGCCUAACAAAGUGGACACAGCAGUGUGGUGGGAACCAUCUGGCUAUACGUACUUCUUCAGAGGAGACCGAUAUUGGCGGUUUAGUGAAGAAUCCCGUGCCGUGGAUAAAGAUUAUCCUAAACCAGUGAGCGUGUGGGGAUCCAUUCCUGGCUCCCUGAAAGGGGCGUUCAUCAGCGAUGAUGGAGCGUACACGUACUUCUACAAAGACACCAAAUACUGGAGGUUCGAUAACAAGCGAAUGAAGGUCGACGCUGGAUACCCAAGAUCCAUUUUAAAUGAUUUCAUGGGCUGCCGGGUGCACUUUGAUGCAGAAACGGAUGUAAAUCCCGACCAUCGAACACCUGAGACGAACGACAAGAAUCAAGACCCUGACGACCACAACAAUGGUGAUGAAGAAGAUACUGAAGACGGAAAUGAAGAUGAGAAAAAAGAAGAAGAUGUCAUUCUUAGAGUGAAAGAGACUGAUGAACACAUCAUGACCCUCAUCUUGGUGACUGUGCCUCUGGUUCUGGUGCUGUGCAUUCUGGGAGUCAUAUACAUCAUUAUCACCACACUCCAAAGGAAAGAGACACCCAAAGUGUUAGUUCACUGCAAAAGGUCCCUGCAGCAGUGGGUCUGAUAACAUUCACACACUUUCGCUUCCCAAUAGCCAAAUCCUUCUACAUGUAUGUUUUCUAAGAGACACACCCACCUUGUCGUUCAUGGUGCUCAUCCAAUCAAAAUCCCUGUUCCCAAUGUAGAAUUUGCACUUUUGAUUGUUUUGUGGUUAUUUUUUAUGUUCGUGAGUGAUUCGUCCGUCUGCCAGGUUUUUAUGUUUUUCUCUUGAGCCCGUUCGGUUGUACGAUGUGGGGAACGUUGGAUGUAUGAAAACAAGCUCAGAUCAGCACAUUUCUUUCACAUCCUCUGCUAACCGGCCUCAAUAAUGGAGGAAACCGCAAACUCCGUGGCGAGGUCUUGCAGAAAGCGCAGUGUUAAAAGAACAGUCAGGCUUAAUAAAUUGUCUUACGCACAUUUAGCAGGAUUUAUGGUCUCUUCCCCCGUGGAGCCUUGUCUGACUUGCAUUACACAGAUGUUGCUGAUUUUGGACUUUAUGGAGAGAAAAAGAGGGGGAUGGGGGCUUGUAGCCUACCAGCAUUUCCUCUGCCUGAGUUCCACUGAGCGUGCCAAAGACGAGGAGGAGGGGGAAAUGGCGAUUCGAGGUGUGGUCAUACUGUCAUCAUGACCUACAUUAGCGCACUCCUACUCCCCCCACCCCCUCAAAGUUUGUCUUCCUGUAGGACUUUCCUUUGUUUUCCCCACCGUACUUCCAGUCUCCCCUAGUUGUGAAGUUUUUGAGAGGCAUUCCUGGCCUCGGAUUGUGUCCAUCAGUGCCUUUCAAGGCUGAAUCUGUGCCUUAAUAGUGCAGCAUUUCCUCUGUGUUGGAAAUAUGCUUAUUUUCACUGAUCACCACAGGCUUUUCGUAGUAGACUUUGUGCAGCUUUAGCAAAAAAUGCUUUUCUUUGUUCACGUGGCCUUCAGUGUUUUAAACCUGUGUCUUUUUUUAUAUUUCAUGUCAAUAUGAAUGUGAAUGUGAAUAUGAAUGUGUGGAAAAACUCUCCCUUAAUUUGAUAUUUUAUUAGAUUUUUUUUAAUUUGCAUUUUUUUGUAUUAACAAUCGAGUAAAUCAUGCAGGACAUGUAUUGCUUUUGUUCACAGAUAUUGUCUGGUAUAUAGCUUGCUCACAAUAAAAUGGAGUAUACGGA
Cyprinus carpio (common carp) is the source of this 3537-nucleotide messenger RNA. Its product is annotated as matrix metalloproteinase-15-like. The record is from RefSeq and is a predicted model, not a curated record. The transcript is spliced from 10 exons. The coding region runs from base 454 to 2415 and encodes 653 amino acids. Gene Ontology annotation, molecular function: zinc ion binding; metalloendopeptidase activity. Gene Ontology annotation, cellular component: extracellular matrix. Lineage: Eukaryota; Metazoa; Chordata; Actinopteri; Cypriniformes; Cyprinidae. Gene Ontology annotation, biological process: extracellular matrix organization; collagen catabolic process; proteolysis.